AUGGGGAUCUCUCACCCUCUCUCCGACGAGUACGACGCCCUCCGCGGCGCCGUCCUCUCGCCGCAGACGACGCCUCCCUCGUCGCCGCUCGCCCACCGCCACCUCCUGGAGCACGAGGUUACUCGGAUGGACACGCUCGCCGGCAUCGCCAUCAAGUACGGCGUCGAGAUAUCUGACAUUAAGAGGGCAAACAGUUUGGUCACUGACAGCCAGAUGUUUGCACACAAAACGUUGCUCAUACCUCUUCCAGGAAUGCCCAUGCCAUCCUCUGUCAAACUGAAUAGUUCUGGUCAAAGAACGAAAAGAGCACGGCCUCCAAACCAUCGUCAAAACAGAGAUGCUCUUGAUUCACUAGAUUCAUCCAACACUGAAAUGUCUACGUACCAUAAGGGCGGCGGCUUCCAUAUUAACCUCAGCGAAACAUUGCUCAAUCCUUCCACAGCCCCAGGCACGAAGGGUAUCGACAGAAAUUGGGAUUUUGAUGCCCCAGCUAAUGGCUUUUCAGCAACGAACGCUGCCAACGGGGCCAAUGGCAAUGGGGCACCCAAACCAAAACAAGACAGUUCGGUGCGGCGGCGACAGAAAGUGGAAGCGGAGCCUAACAGAGCGGACGCCCAGGAUGAUUUUCUAGCAGAUCCAAUUAAGGCGAUCAAGAGUCUGUUGCCACGGCCGAUUUCCAGCAUCCGUCUAAACAUGGAUACAUGCAACCCAGAUUCCAGCCAGAAGAGCAGCAUGUCGUUUCUUAGCGGGUUCAAAUCUGUGACUGUGAGGAAGUCGCCAAGCGCACCGAACUUUGCAGAUGCAGAGAAUGGGGUCUCUAUGUGGUCAAGUUCGAAGUGGACCUUCAACCAUGACUCCUUCACCCGACCGUUACUUGAUGGCCUGCCCAAACCAGCGUCAGCUCGGAGGACCAAAACUGCGUUGGACUGA
Miscanthus lutarioriparius is the source of this 930-nucleotide messenger RNA. The record is from the annotation of a GenBank genome assembly. Lineage: Eukaryota; Viridiplantae; Streptophyta; Magnoliopsida; Poales; Poaceae.